CUGAGAAGGAAACAAGGCCCACAGCCGCUAAUUUGUUAGUUAGGUAGUUACAUUGCUUGGAAUUUGCCAGGUCCCAGUACCCAAGUGUACAUUGCCAGUCCUCAAACUGCAUUUAGCAGGACACUAAUGUACUCACAUCCUGUAAUUAGUAGAGAGCAGCAUUCAGCAAGGAGAGGAGGGAUCCGAAGAGGAGGAAAGGUAGGGAGGAGGUAGAAGAAGAGCGCCUUCUUGCAACCCACCCUUCUCCUUCAUCAGACCAUCUGGCGCCUGGAGCUGCGGAGGGCGGCCAUGUCCCUGAUGCUCAGAGUCACAGGGGCCACAAGAUCUCCUCCCUCAGAGAGGAGGCCGAGCUGCUGAGAUGUUCUUCUCCUUGAGCUGGUAGCAAGAAUCGGUGGUUGGUCGAGCGCUCCUCCUCUCCGCAUUUUGGGCAUUCCUGUGCUCCGGGUGGAAGGAGGAGGAGGAUGCCGGCCAAGUACUUGCAGGCGUUGGGGGAGGAGAGGCGGCCGGAGCUUAACCACCGGCAGGUUGGCUGCGUCACGGGGAUCCUGCAGGCGUUCGACCGCCGGCACCCCCUCGCCGCCCACCAUGCCCACAAGAGGCUUCUCCCUCCAGGCAAUGCACUGUCAAGCAGCCCGAGCGUAGGGGAAGAGCGCACAAGAUAUGGACCCCAGAUUGUUCUUGACAAGAACUUGAGUAAAAGCUGGAUUGAAAAUCAAAGAGCAUCAUGUACAGUGGAGUUAUCACAGACCUCUUAUUCAUCAUCGUCAUGUUCAUCGUUCUCCUCCCUUGAUGGCAACAGGUCAACACAACAGGACCUAUCAUCCACUGAUCGAAUGCUAUUUCCAGAUAAACCUUUGAAGUGCUCACCGAAGCUCAAGAGCUCUCCUGACAGUGACCAUGGACCAGAUUACUACCUGGAUGAUACACUUACCGAGUCCCACAACAUGUCCUCAGGUCAAUCCAGCCAUCCAACUGCUGGUAUAAGGAAUCUUGUAAAGGAUUCAAUUUAUAGAGAUACCCAUGUUUUGUCAGUCAGAACUUUCACCAAUGAACCAGUGAAAGAUCACAAAUACAACUGUGGAGAUCCAGGUACAUGCUUUGAUGAGCCGCCUACCAGUGGUAUCCAAGGAAAGAGCAAGGGAACCAUGGACAUAAAUGAGUCGCUCCGAGUGUUAGCCAAGCUCAGGGAGUCCACUCGGAAUCCAUCUGAUUCUGGCCUGCAACCAAGGUUGUCUUUUGAUGCUCCUCGAUUCUCGUAUGAUGGGAGGGAAUCGGCAUCAAAACUUAGGGAGAUGCCAAGAUUAUCGCUGGACAUCAAGGAAGGUCCUCUUACGGCUUGCGAAAUGGAGCCCUGUUCGAAGCCAGGCAUGAACACUGCAGAAAGGAACAGCAAUGCUGAUAAAGAAUUUAAUGCAGUCUUGGAGAACCAUCAAGAACAACCAGCCUGUAAACGUCUCCCGAGUGUCGUUGCAAAACUGAUGGGAUUGGAAGAGUUGCCUGAGCCUAGCAACAUGGUGAUGUCAUCACACGCAUCCAAAUCAGUUCAAGAGAGAAAGCAAGAACCUCUGCUGAUUCCCUUGAGCCUCUCCUCUCAUAAUGAGCCUACUCGCCGGCAACAAAGGAAUCUGGAUGCAACGAUCAGGAACGUUCCUAACUCUAAGUUCCCAGCUGAAACUGCACCGUGGAAACAGCAAGAAAGGAUUGUGCUACCUAGAAAAUUGCCAAAGGGGUCCAAGGGGGCUCAUGGAAAAGAGCAACCUGCUGCAUCUGUUUACAGUGAGAUAGAGAAACGUCUCAAGGACCUAGAUUUUCAGCAAUCGAACAAGGACCUGAGGGCAUUAAAGCAGAUCCUGGACUCAAUGCAAGCAAAAGGACUACUGCAGAGCAAGAAACGUGAGCAAGCUUCUAUGCUCAAUUUAUAUGAUGACAACUACGAUAGCCAAGAGGGUGCUGUUGCUAACCCGAGACUGAACACUAGCACAAAUCCCAAUCAGACGUCCAAAGGACCCCCAUCAUCAUCAGCGGAAGAAGAGAGCAUUGUGGAAAGAUUCUUUAAAUCACCUAUCGUGAUCAUGAAGCCUGCAAAAUCUGCAGACUUGCUGGGUGAUAGUGAUACUGAUUCUUCUGUUAUUCCAUUGGGGGGCUUGUCAGAUCUGCCACAGCUUCGGACAGUCAAUGGCACUGACAAAAAGAAAAGCACACAGAACAAUAGGGCAGCUAUUGAGCAACAUCCCAAAUCUAGUCCGAGGGUGCUCGUUUCUCAAUCCCUUGCUUCUUCUGAUAGGAAACCAAAUGGAAGGAAGGAAGUGAUUGGCAAGAAACAAAAGUCAAGCUCACAGUUGAUGACUGAAAGCUCAUCCAGAAGACAGCAGUUGCCAAGAGAACACAAUGAAAGCUUGCUAAAGCAUAAAAACUCCACAAGCCCCAAAUUACCACAGAAAAAGCUCGACGUCGAGCGGAGGGGUAGACCGCCUACUCCUUCUGUUGAGUCUAGCAAGAACCAGAGGCAAUCUGCAGAUCGUAGUCACUUGGAUACAGUAUCACCCAGAACCAAAGUUAGAAGAAAUCUCACUCAAGGUGAAGAUGGCCAUCAAAAUGGUACGAAGAAUAGGACAAGGAGCCUGAAGCGGCAUGGCGAUGAUGUGUCUACAAGGUCGGAUGGCAGUAUGAGUGUUGUAUCAGAGCUGGACAUAGAAGUCACAAGUGCUGACAGAUCUGCAGAAGCUAACGUUUCGAGCUUCCAGCCAGGCAAUCAAACUCCACCAGGAAGGAAUCCACAAAAAGUGAAAACAUCUUACGAUGUAAACAAGGAUGUGCCAUCUACAGAUCCUACAGCAACUAUCCCGGAGCGGCCAAGUCCAGUUUCUGUCUUGGACUCUUCUUUUGACCAGGAGAAUUUUUUCCAUACAAGCAAGACCUCAAAUUCACCUAAUGUCGAUGAUGAACGACACCCAUCAGAUGAGUCCCAGAAGCCAUCUGAUACAAAGCCAAUGAAGGUCACUGCUCAGCCCAAGAACAGUAAGCUCGCGAACGUAGCGAGCCUUCUUCAGAAGCUCCAGCAAUUGACCGCAAACAAGGAUGACGAUGACGCCCCUCCUGUUGAUCACAUUGCUUUCUUGUGCGAGACACAAAGUGUGGACCAUCGUUAUGUGUCCGAGAUCCUACUGGCCUCAGGCCUUCUGAUGAAAGACCUAGGUUCGGGCCUGUCACAAAUCCAGCUCCACGCUUCGGGGUACCCCAUCAACCCCGACUUGUUCCUCGUGUUGGAGCAACGAAAGUCAGGAUGGAUUUCCAAACCCGAGGGUGUCCAUCAGAGCAGAAGGUCCGAUGAUCCCCAGAGAGCUCACCGGAAGCUAAUGUUUGACUCUGUGAACGAGCUCCUCCUUGAGAAGUACGAGAAAGAAACCUCGUUCCGUUCAGCCAGCUCGCUCAUCGGAGCAAGGGAGCUGUCCAACGGUCAGCAGUUGGUGAAAACCAUUUGUUCGGAGAUCGAAUACCUGAAGACGGAGAGAUCACGGAUGUGCCAGGAAGACAGCAGCAGCAGCGUGAUACCGGACGCAGAGAUCCUGCACAGGCUGGAGGGGUGGACUCCGAGCUUUGGCCAGCAACAUCUCCCUGGGAUGGUGUUGGAGAUCGAGAGGUCGAUAUUCAAGGAGCUCGUCGACGAGGUGGUGCGUGGCGAGUCUGCUGACGGAGCGCAGGCAAAGGCUGGCAGGCGCGGCAGGAGGCGCCUCUUCGCUUGACACCCGCGUUGGGACAGUAAACUGUGUGAAGAUUUGGUUUUGUGUGAAGAGAGGAAGGAGGUACAUAUAGGCUGGUUGUGUGAGGAUUGAGUGAGCAGUGCAGAAACCUGAAGUAGGAAUGCAUAUUAUUCUACAUCUUAACUUAAGUCAGACAGUAUUUUCCCUCUGGAAUUUGUGCUAUGUAUGUAACUGUUGCUGAAUUCAAAUAAUUGAAUGGAUUUCAUAGUUUCAAACA
This is a messenger RNA of Brachypodium distachyon (stiff brome), 3978 nucleotides long. RefSeq names its product protein LONGIFOLIA 1. The transcript has 6 exons. The coding region runs from base 462 to 3743 and encodes 1093 amino acids. The record is from RefSeq and is a predicted model, not a curated record. NCBI's taxonomy places the organism in Eukaryota, Viridiplantae, Streptophyta, Magnoliopsida, Poales, Poaceae. Gene Ontology annotation, biological process: regulation of monopolar cell growth.